AUGCCAAUCCAACUUGUUGAACAAGGAACUUUAAUUCCAUUGACACCAGUGAUACUUGAUCAAAGUGCUUAUAUUGAUACUCAACCGAACACCAUAUUAUAUGGGUAAAUAAAACAAAAACAUUUAUUUAAUACAGUUUUAGAAUAACAAUUAAUUUGAUAACACUACUUAAACAUAUUUAGUACUUUGUUUAUGAAAUAUGAAAUUCCCACCUAUACCAGUGAUUUACUGUGUAUAGUGGCACUUUUGUAUAUUUUAUGGCACUUAUCUGAUGUAUGUCUAUAUAUUAUAAAUAGAAUGGUAUAAUUAUAUUACUUUUUUCACAACUAAAAUGUCAUCCUCUACAAGAUUUGAUUUUUGUUAUAUUACUGAUAAAUACUCAAAUAGUAUUUUAUUCUAUAUUUAGUUUAUAUUUUAUUGUAUCUUAUAAACUUUGUAUGUUUUUAAUAUUAAUAGUAUUUAAUAUAAUUCUUGAAAUAUUAAAUUGUAAUUAGUUAUCACCCUACAGAACUUAUGACUAUAAAUGUUGGCACUUUAGUGUAGAUAUUUAGUUGUACAUUUACAAAGAAGUAUAAAAAAAAUGUUUACAGUACAAUAGCAAUCAUGGGUGUGACACUAUAUAAUAUUAUGUUAGUAUGAGUGUAUAGACAAUUCUUUAGUUAAUAUCCAUAACCCAUUGCCAAUAUAAAAGUGCAUCGUAUUACUUAUUAUUUAUAAUUAAUAUUGUUGACUGUAUUAUUAUAUUCGUUUAUGAAUUUAACUUUACACUGUCUAGAUUACUUUAAUCUUUUACAAUCAAAUAUAAUUUUUUUUUCCAGAUGUACAAACAAUCCUAAUGGAUUAGAAGAAACAAAUACCAUCAUAAAUAAUUAUCCAAUUAAUGAAUUUGUAGAUACAAAUAUGCCCAUAAAUAAUUAUCCCGUUAAUGGAUUUAUAGAAACAAACCCUCCCAUAAAUAAUUAUCCCAUUAAUGGAUUUGUAGAAACAAAUGCCCCCAUUAAUGGAUUUGUAGAAACAAAUGCCCCCAUUAAUGGAUUUGUAGAAACAAAUGCCCCCAUAAAUAAUUAUCCCAUUAAUGGAUUUGUAGAAACAAAUGCCCCCAUAAAUAAUUAUCCCAUUAAUGGAUAUGUAGAAACAAAUGCUCCUAUAAAUAAUUAUGCCAUUAAUGGUUUUGUUUAUGAUGCUCAAAUGCCUAUGGAACCAGUAUUGAAUACUAUGGUACAUAAAUGUAUGGCACAUCAAGAAUCACAAACUGAAGGAAAAGGAUACAUAUGCGCCCAUUGUGAAGAAUUUUAUUACUCAAAAAAGAAUUUGAUACUUCAUAUGAAAACUCAUAAGGUAAAGAAAUCAUAUCCAUGUAAAGUAUGUGGUAAAUCUUAUUCUAGUUUAUUUCCUUUAAGAAAUUGCAGGAAAGUUUAUAAAAGUGCAAUAUUACUUCAAUGUAACUUUUGUUAUUAAAUAUUUUAUGAUAAAUAGUAUUUAAAAGAAAAAAAAAAGAAUUUAUGCAAGAGAAAAGCCAUAUAAAUAUGAUUUGUGCAGGAUAUAUAUUUACUUGGGCCAUCUCUUUCACAUUCUAUAUAAUACAAAUUACAGUUUAACUAAUAUAAAAAAAAUUUAUAAUAUUUAAAAAAUAUUCUAGAUUAUCAUAAAAUAUAUUUUAAUAAUAAUGUUAUAUAGGUACCUAUAUUUGAGUAUAACCUAUUACCAAAAGUAAUAACAAGUACUUACCUACAUUCUAAUAAUAAUUCAAUUGUUGAACAGGGAACUCCAAGUUCAUUACAAAUGAAACAUAACCAAAAAGCUCACAGUGAUACUUCCCAGAACAUCACAUAUAACAGGUAAACAGAAGAAAAAUAUUUGUUUUAUUCAAUACAAUUUUAGAAUAAUGGUUAAUGCUUUAUCAUUACUUUAAUACUUUAGUUUCUGUGUGGAGCAAGAGAUGUAUUGGUCUGGUUUAUUAUUUUUUUUUUUUUUGUGAACAACUUUUGUAUCAACAAUUCUGCUCUCAUUUUCAAGUGCAGCAUUUUGUUCUGAAAGGAUAUUUGACUAGGAUGAUGCUUUAGAAAGAUCAAUUUUUGAUUUUUUUUAAAAGUUUUCUAUACUAAAAAGAAAAAAAUAUAGGAAAAACUGGAAAAUUUACAAAAUGUAUUAUUUUCAAAUUAUAAAUAUUACAGUCUUUCAAAACAUAUAUAACUGAACUUCACUCAGAAUUUUUUUUAUGAUAUAAUCUUUGCAUUCAAAUAUACAUUCAAUGUUUUCUUCAUCUUUCCAACUUUUCCCAUUUUAAAUAUAAUUUUUAUAAAUAUAUAAUUCAAUUCCAAUCACCAUUUAUGUAUGUAUUAUACAAUUUAAUAAAAUUUAAUAAAUGCAUAAUAAUGAAUCUUAACAUAACUUAAUAGCAAAACAAAAACAAUUAAUUUAAGAAUAUAUUUUAAUGCAAUAUUAAUAUUUACAAAAGGGUUAUACUUAUUUGAUUAUUAUAAUCUGUGAUUAAUUUUUGGGAGUUAGAGAUUAAAAAAAAUAUAGCAUUGUUAGAGUAAAAUUGAUCGAUAUUAUGCAGAUUACAUUUACAUAUAGGCUGUCCCAUGAACAUAUACCCCUUGAAUAUCUCCAGAGAUAAUAAAGAUAACUAAAUUCUGAUUUUGUUUUAUAUUACUUAUAGAUAUGAGGACUACAAAUAUGUAUAUUUGAAUUCAUUUGUUUUUAGUAAAAAUAUUUAAAAACAAAUUUAUUUUAUUACUUUUGGAAAAUUUUAAAAUAACCAUUCUGUAAAGUUUGUUUUUCUGAAAAUUUGAAUAUAUUAUACAUUUAUAUUUGAUGAAUAGUUUCUAUGUAAUAGUUGUGAUAACAUCAAUGUGCCCCACAAUUUAACCCACUGUCUUAGAAGAUCUUGUAUGUUAUUAUCAGUGGCGUAGCCAGGGGGGUUUAAGUGUUUAUCUUACUCCCCCCUCAUUGAUUUCCUUUUAAAAAAAAUCUUAGUAAGUCAAAAAAAUUGUAUUUCUCUCGAAUUUCGACCUAUCGAGGUUUCACUAUUUUUUUGAUGUACAUUGAUUAUUUUUCAAUGUUUUUCUAGUUUUUAAGAGAAUAUAGGAGAAUGUUUUUAGUAUUUUUUAGUAUACAUUAGCAUUAUAUUUUAGGUCAGUGAUAACUAACUACUGCCUGCAGUAUAAAUCGGGCCAAUAAUCAUUUAUUAAUCUACCCCCUCCCAAAGUAUGAAAUCAAAAUUGAAAAAAAAAAUAACUUCAAAUUUCAAAAAUUAUCACCCAUUAAAAAAAAGAUAUGUUUAUAAUAUACAGUUUUUUCUCAUUGAUAACAAUCAAUACAUAAUAAAUAAUUAAAUAUAUUACUGUAGCUGUAUUAAGAUGUACUUACAACAAAUUACUUAUAAGUAAAAGAUUAAAUUCUUGGCCCAUAGAGUUAUUUUUUUUUUUUCAUUGGCCUCUGUAAAAAAAGUGGGUCACCACUAUUUUAGGAGUAUAUAAAUCCAGACUAUAGUUUUAACUAUUAUGUUUACACUUUAAUAUAGAUAUUUAGUUAUAUACAUUUAGUUAUACAUUUACACAAAAGUACAACAAAUGCUGUCAGUAUAUAUCCAAACACAGGUGUGGAAUUAUAUAAUAUUAUAAUGUUAGUGUGAGUAUACAGGUGAUUCUUUAGUUGAGCUUCAAGACCUACUGACAAUUUAAGUGUGCAUUGCAUUAAUUUAUUAUUUAUAUUUUAUAGUAUUUACUUUAUUAUUAUAUUUGUUAGUGAAUUUAACUUAACACGGUCUGGAUUACUUUCAACUCCUACUAAUUAAAUAUUAUAAUUUUUUUUUUUCCAGAUAUAUAAACAAUCCCAAUGUAUUUGAAGAGGUAAAUGAAAUCAUAAAUAAUUAUCCCAUUAGUGGAUUUGUAGAAACAAAUGCCCCCAUAAAUAAUUAUCCCAUUAGUGGAUUCGUAGAAACAAAUGCCCCUAUAAAUAAUUAUCCCAUUAAUGGAUUUGUAGAAACAAAUGCCCCCAUAAAUAAUUAUGCCAUUAAUGGAUUUGUAGAAACAAAUGCCCCUAUAAUUAAUUAUCCUAUUAAUGGUUUUGUAGAAACAAAUGCUCCUAUAAAUAAUUAUCCUAUUAAUGGUUUUGUAGAAACAAAUGCUCCUAUAAAUAAUUAUCCCAUUAAUGAUUUUGUUUAUGAUGCUCAAAUGCCUAUAGAACCAGUAUUGAAUACUAUGGACUAUAAAUUUGUGGUACAUCAAGAAUCACAAACUGAAGGAAAAUGUUAUAUAUGUGCCAUCUGUGACGACUUCUAUUUUUCAAAAAAGAAUUUGAUUAUUCAUAUGAGAACUCAUUAUAAAUCAUACCUAUGUACAGUAUGUGGCAAAUAUUUCUAUAGGUUAUCUCGUUUAAAAAAACACAGGAAAAUUCAUAAACGUGAGAUUUUACUUCAAUGUAACAUUUGCUAUUUAAAAUUUUGUAAGAGAGCUUAUUUAAAACACCAUAAAAGAAUUCAUACAGGGGAAAAGCCAUAUAAAUGUGAUUUGUGUAAGAUGGCAUUUACUUGGACCACCGGUUUAACAUCUCAUUUAAUAAAGAUUCAUAAAGUAAAAAAGCCCUUUGAAUGUAAAAUAUGUAAAAUGACAUUUGCUUAUUUAUCUGCAUCACUGAAGCAUCAAGAUGUUCAUACAAGAAUAAUGCCUUAUCAAUGUCAUUUAUGUCCUGAAAAGUUUUUAUGGAAAGGAGCUUUACUAACUCAUUUUGAAACAGCUCAUGAUAUAGAAAUGAUUUAUCAAUGUUCUAUAUGUCAAAAGUCAUUUAAUACAAAAAUGAAAUUAUUAAAUCAUAAAAAAUUCCAUAAUGAGAACUUUUUUGAAUGUGAUAUUUGUGAUAGGUCAUAUAAAUACAAACAAGAUUUAAAAGCUCAUAAAAUUAUACAUAGUGGGCAAAAGCCAUACCAAUGUAGUGUGUGUCCAAAGUCAUUUGCAUUUAAAAAAUAUUUAUUGUCACACAACAGAACACAUACAGGAGAAAAACCAUAUAAAUGUGAUAUCUGUAUGCAGACAUAUGCUUUUAAUUGGUCUUUAACUAAUCAUACAAAAAAAUGUCAUAAUGAAAAAACCUAA
Molecule: messenger RNA, 5096 nt
Organism: Cinara cedri
Lineage: Eukaryota; Metazoa; Arthropoda; Insecta; Hemiptera; Aphididae
Source: the annotation of a GenBank genome assembly